AUGAAAAUGGAGUUUCACUAUUUUCUAAAGAUGUAAGAAUUGAUUUAAUAAACCCUGUCAUUUUAAAUAUUUUGUAUAUCUUUAAGUGAGCCAAUUUUUAAAUUAUUUAAGAUUUAAGGGGUUUUAUACAAAAUUUUGAUUUUCCCUCUUGAUUCAAAUUAUUUAAAGUUUAAUCUACUUCUUAAGUGCAAAGAGAUUAAAUGUUUAAAGGAUGAUCUUUUUCAUAAUAGAAACGUAUUAAAGUCAGUCUAUAAAAAUUAUUUUGUUUUUACAAUAUAAUAAAAUAGAAAUGAUAUUGACCUACCUUUUGCUCACAGAUUAUGGGAAAACAUAUUAAUUAAAUCAUUUCCAAUAAUGAAAUAAUUUAUGGAAUAUGCUACUGUAAGUAUAAAUAUUACAGUAGUAAAGUUUAGAGAUAAUUAUUUGAUUAUUUUGGAAUUUUUUGUCUAAUGUAGUAGGUUUAUCCAAAUAUGA
Messenger RNA from Paramecium octaurelia, 474 nucleotides. Lineage: Eukaryota; Ciliophora; Oligohymenophorea; Peniculida; Parameciidae. The record is from the annotation of a GenBank genome assembly.